Molecule: messenger RNA, 1050 nt
Organism: Lacerta agilis (Sand lizard)
Lineage: Eukaryota; Metazoa; Chordata; Lepidosauria; Squamata; Lacertidae
Gene: LYPD6B
Product: LY6/PLAUR domain containing 6B
Exons: 6
Coding region: 227-736 (169 amino acids)
Molecular function (GO): acetylcholine receptor regulator activity
Source: RefSeq, a predicted model, not a curated record
GUACAGGGAUGUUUCAGAGUGGAGAAAAUCUAUGCUGUCUGGGGCUGAUGAGAAUUACUAUCCAAAACACCUUGUGGGCAGCAGCAUCUGCAGAUCUGCAUGUGGAAUUCUGAUACCUUCAAACUGAGCAUUGAUACUUGCUGAGGUGAUGGCAUUGUGCAAGAUGAGAGAUGCAAAAUAGGCAAGUAGUUAUAAGAACCUUAUGCUUUGAUGUGCAACAAACAGCAUGCCGUUCCUCUAUCAAAUGUUGGCUGCAGCUUUUGUUCAGCUCUUCAUAGUCUCCAAUAAUUGGAUUCUAGCCAAGAACAUCAACUUCCAUAAUGUGAGACUUCCAGUAGACCCUACUCCAUUUCCAAGCAGCUUCAAGUGUUUUACAUGUGACAAUGUGGUUGACAAUUACAACUGUAACAGAUGGGCUGAAGACAAAUGGUGUCCUCAGAACACAGAGUACUGCUUGACAGCCCAUCACUUCACCAGUCAUGGAAGGAGCAUCUCUGUCACUAAAAAAUGUGCUACCAGAGAAGAGUGCCGUUUUGUUGGAUGUCGCCACCACAGGGAAACUAGUCACACUGAAUGCAUCUCUUGCUGUGAAGGGAUGAUCUGCAAUGUAGACAUACCAACAAAUCAUACUAAUGCAGUAUUUGCAGUUGUCCAUGCUCGGAGGACAUCAGGCAGCGGCAGGCAGGCUGCCAGUAUCCUGUUGCUGGUUUCAAUCGCCGCCAUUUUUGUUUUGUGACAUGACUCCUUCUGUCAAACAGAAUUAAUUUGUCACUUGGAGCUAUAUGAAGACUGUCUCUCAGAUGGUGACCAGUGCUACCUUCUCUAGAAAAAGAGGUGCCAGAACUCACCAUGAAUGCCUCCCUCGUCCUCUUAGAAGGGUGAUGGCACCCACCUGAGAUGGCAACGAAGAAGAGGAAUCCUCUGACAUCUACUAAACAAAGGAAAAAUAUAGAAUGGUGCUGUGUUCUGUUGUUUUUGAAGAGUGCUGCUUUUACAGUGAAGACACCAGCAGAUGCUUGUUCAAAGUAUUAAAAAGACCAAACACGAUGA